Messenger RNA from Mya arenaria, 1239 nucleotides. RefSeq lists its product as uncharacterized. The transcript has 3 exons. NCBI's taxonomy places the organism in Eukaryota, Metazoa, Mollusca, Bivalvia, Myida, Myidae. The record is from RefSeq and is a predicted model, not a curated record. The coding region runs from base 1 to 1239 and encodes 412 amino acids.
AUGUCGACGAGACUGGCGUCACCAGAUAUGUCUAGCAUUGACAUCAAUCUCAAAGAGGAGAUGGCUGAAGACGAAACACGGACUGGAGAAGAAACAGACAUGGCAAACGCUACGUACAUCGUAGAGGCAGCCACGUCCUUCUCCAUUGACGACUCAACAGUCACCAUCGACGCCCCGGUCAAUCAGCUCCUGCCAGAGGGAACGUUUGACAUCCCAAACAAGCCGUGGCUACAAUUUCACAGUGAGACGCUCCAAGGGUACUUUCACAUACUGAGUGUGUGGUGUCCGAAACAAAAAGAUACAGUGUCCGGCGUGGGUCAAGCAGAAUUCAUCAACGCCGAUGAAUUCCUAGUAGAUGAUGUCCGUGUAGGAGAGCAGCGUCAUCUACUCUUCGCCACACAGACACAGCUCCAGCAUCUCAGUGUGGCGCGUCGCUGGUUUAUGGAUGGCUCAUUUAAAGUUGUUCGUCGUCCAUUUUACCAGUUGAUGUCGAUCCACUACUUUGUUCGAGGCGGGGAGAACGUCAAGCAGGUCCCCCUCCUGUUUGUCCUCAUGACACGGAGGACAAAACAGGACUACGUAGCUGUCUUACGUGCGGUGAGGGAACGGCUUGGUGAUCCAAUUGUUGAGUGGUUCAUGCUAGAUUUUGAAGCUGCGGCAUGGCAAGCAGUGACACGUCUGGGACUGGCACCAGCCUAUACUCAGAAGGGAGGAGUGUAUCACUUUGUCAGGAAGCUGCUAGCUCUUCCCUACCUACCCGCCGAGCAUGUGAGGCCUGCCUUCCUUACAAUAAGUGAGCAGGCUGAGGAGUCGGAGAGUGAGCGUAUAUUGGACCUGGUAGACUACAUAGGAAGGACAUGGGUAGAAGGCACGCUAUGGCGCCCAGAAAAUUGGUCUGUCUACAUGGAGACAGUUAGAACAAACAAUGAUGUGGAAAGAUGGCACCGCCGCCUUAACACUAGAGCCGGAGGAGCGCAGCUCCCCUUCUACGUUAUUGUACCUCUCCUGUCUGUAGAGGCCCAGUACGUGGACAUCCAGGCACGGCUGGUCUCAGCCAACAUCUUACAACGCCUGCACAGGAAGAAAUACAGGUCAACUCACGAGAAACUACAUCAGGCCUGGGAGAAGUAUGAAGAGGAUAACAUGACAACGAACCAACUCGAACCAAGGACAGCCAGCCACAUCAUCGGACUAGGACCCAUAGCAAAGUCAGCGGAGAAUUACAGCGAGGACGAAUAA